ACUGGUCACUCUCAUCCCCGUGGUUUCCCUGUCCGAUACAGUCGCAGUGGUAGAAAUCAAGCGGAAAUGGAAGCAGUGGUCAUUGAUGGGUCAGAGUCACGGGUGGUGGUGGGUGACGCUCAUUCACUCCACCAGAAAAUAUCUUCUAUUAGCUGCGCAGGACCUUCAAAGCUCCAGGUAAUUGCAGAUUUUGACGCAACCUUGACAAAAUAUUGGAUAGAUGGUCAACGAGGAAUGAGCAGUCAUGGUCUACUGCAACAGGAAAAUUCGGAAUACAAUACCAAGAGGCAGAAACUACAUGAAUAUUACCAUCCAUUAGAAUUUAACCCCCUGAUACCGCUAGAUGAGAAAGCCAAGCUCAUGGAAGAGUGGUGGGGGAAAACACAUGGUCUUCUUAUUGAAGGAGGUCUUACAUAUGAUGCUAUUAAGGAAUCUGUGGCGAACGCCAAUAUUGCUUUAAGAGACGGUGUUGCCGAAUUAUUUGAACUUCUAGAGGAGAGAAAUGUGCCUGUUCUUAUAUUUUCUGCUGGUCUUGCAGACAUAAUAGAGGAGGUGCUAAGGCAGAAACUAUGUAGAUCAUACAAGAAUGUGCGGAUUGUAUCCAAUAGAAUGGUGUUUGAUGAGAAUGGCGGCUUGCUUUGUUUUAAAGGUAAGACCAUUCAUGUUCUUAACAAGAAUGAGCAUGCACUUGACAUGGCUGCCCCUCUUGGCAAAUUUGUUGAAGACAAGGAAAUGGUUAAUGAUGAAUCUUCUUUGAAGAAGAGAACUAAUCUUUUGCUUCUUGGUGAUCACAUUGGAGACUUGGGAAUGUCUGAUGGUCUGAAUUACGAUACACAAAUUUCAGUUGGUUUUCUAAACCAUAACAUUGAGGAUUGCCUUGAUAGCUACAGGAAUGCAUUCGACAUUCUCUAUCUGAAUGAUGCAUCCAUGCAUGGAGUUGUCAAGCUGGCCUCUCAUCUGAGUAAACAAGAUUAAAUUUCCAACCUAUGUGACUCCAUAUAUUAGUAACGCAAAUGCUCGUGUUGGUUCAAGAAAAUGCUAGUGCCUUUUAAAUUUCCUCACCAGGAAGGCCCUUUCAUUCUUUUUAAUUGUGAAGGCUGACAUGUAACACAUGUUACAGCUCAAUUGUAUUUAGUUAUUAAAUAUGAAUGCAUUUGUCAAAGAAACAUUCCAUGUGUGAGAUUGUGAGAAUGAACACUUGUUGAUUACUGGUUCUAAGAUUUUAUUUUGAUUUUUUGAUAUAGUCGGAACUCGGAACCAUUCUCAUCCAUCCAUUCAUGUAUGGGAAGUGGGAACUAUUGAACUCAAUCAACUCCAUUGCUC
This is a messenger RNA of Cuscuta europaea, 1323 nucleotides long. The record is from the annotation of a GenBank genome assembly. Lineage: Eukaryota; Viridiplantae; Streptophyta; Magnoliopsida; Solanales; Convolvulaceae.